Messenger RNA from Aedes albopictus (Asian tiger mosquito), 10494 nucleotides. It is a transcript of the gene apolpp, whose product is annotated as apolipophorins. The record is from RefSeq and is a predicted model, not a curated record. Gene Ontology annotation, molecular function: lipid carrier activity. Gene Ontology annotation, biological process: lipid transport. NCBI's taxonomy places the organism in Eukaryota, Metazoa, Arthropoda, Insecta, Diptera, Culicidae. Bases 262 to 10293 code for a protein of 3343 amino acids. The transcript is spliced from 10 exons.
UUGAGACAGUCAUUCUGCCAAAGAACCCUCCUAGGGACCAGACCAUCACCACUGUGGGGCGCAAGCAGGAGAGAAGGAGUGUGCCGUUAGAAGUGAAGCUGUGCCGCAACUUCACUCUGUGGUCCUGUGCGGCAGCAGAAAGGACUUUUUUCGAAGUGUUACCGUACCGUGUUGAUCGUGAUCCUGAAAACCGAGAAGACUGAAGGUGUGAGUGUGUGUGUGCGAGCGAGAGGGGGUGAAAACCAGGUGUGCCCUCCAACCAUGUGGGUCCUAAAUAGGAGGAAUCUGCUCUGCAGCUUUGUGAUAUCGCUAGUGCUUUGCCAAUCUGUUUCUGCAGCAUCCUGCAAAACCGGCUGCCCAACACCAAACAAAUCUACCAAAUACCAAUUUCAACCGGGAAAUGUCUACAGCUACGAUCUGGACAGUUUCGUGCAGGUGCAGCUGACCUCUGAGGAUGUCGAUGCCCAACAAACGACACUGAAAGUUGAAGGAAAGGUCGAAGUCUAUGCCGCCGACAACUGCCAGUACACGUUGAAGGUCGUCUCGCUGACGACCUUCGCACCCGAUGGCAAGAAGUCCAACUUCGGCGGUGACAUCACCAAACCCGUCCAAUUUACCCUGUCCAACGAUGAACUCUCGCCGGAACUGUGCGCCGAAGAGAGCGAUUCGGACUUCUCGUUGAACGUUAAGCGUGGUAUCGUUUCGCUGUUGCAGUCCGCCGAAGGUAAAUCCUUCGAAACGGACGUCUUCGGUGUGUGCCCAACUUCGUUCUCGAACUUUGCCACUGGCGGCGCCACCGUCGUGAACAAGGUUCGUGACCUUGCCGGCUGCGGAUACCGGGAGUCCCUGAGCAACAGUCUGGUCAGCAGCAUUGUCAACUCGAAAGCUGGUCUGAAAUCCACCCCGCUGCUGACAAGCAACUACAACAGCCAGCAAACAUUCAAGAAUGGCGUUCUGGAAUCGGUCAAACUCGGAGAAGAAUACAAGUACGUACCGUUCGCGAAGCUCAACUCUGGUGCACAGGCUAAGGUCACCACCAAGCUGACCUACACUGGAACGAAGGCCGGAGCUGCCCCAGCUUUGACUGCCGGAACUCCAAAAUCGGUCAUCUUCGAAAACCCCCAGACCGACUUCCAGGGUAACCUGGAAACAAUCAAGCAGGAACUGAAGACCGUUGUUGAUUCGUACAGUCAGAACAACGUGGGCAAGCUCACCGCCAGCCACUUUACGGAGCUGGUGCAUUUGAUGCGCUUCUCCAAAAAGGAUGAUCUGCUGUCGUUGUACCAACAAGUUAAGGCCGGAAAUGCCCACAAGAACAAGUCGCUUGCUCGUAAGGUCUAUUUCGAUGCCUUGUUCCGAGUAGGAACCGGAGCAGCCGUUGAAGCUUUGGCCAACCUCUACAAGAACAAGGAAGUAUCUGACCCCAAGGAACAGAAACUUCUUUUUGUUUCCCUGAACCUGGUUACCUCUAUGACCAAGCCAGCUUUGAAGGCCGCCAAACUGCUUCUUGAAGGAAGCCCAUCCCGUGAAGCGUACCUCAGCGUAGGAAGCUUGGUUAACAAGUACUGCCAGAAGUUCGGAUGUGAAUCUGCCGACGUAAAGGAAAUCUCCGACAAGUUUGCCGUGAAGCUUGGUAAGUGUCAACCAGCCAACCGCCAAGAAGAAGACACCGUCGUCGCAGUUCUGAAGGGUGUUAAGAACUCGAACACCCUGGUUGCUCCUCUGCUGGAUAAGGUCGUCCAGUGCGCCUCGGACAAGUCAUCUGCUCGCGUUCGUGUAGCGGCUUUCCAAGCUUUCCCAGCUGCUUCCUGCAACAAGAAGGUAGUGAACUCUGCCCUGAACUUCCUGAAGAAUACCAAUGAAGACUCGGAAAUCCGAAUUCAAGCCUACCUCUCGCUGGUUGAGUGCCCUUCGGCUGCUGUGGCCAAUGAAUUCAAGGCCCUGCUGGAUAAUGAGAAGGUUUACCAAGUUGGCUCAUUCAUGACUACCCAUCUUGCCAGUCUCCGUGCUUCUGCUGAUCCAACCCGUGAAGCUGCCCGUCAACAUUUUGCCAACAUCCGCACCACCAACAAGUUCCCGUUCGAUUUCCGUCGCUACUCGUUCAAUCGUGAGUUCUCGUAUGCUGUUGAAUCGCUUGGUCUGGGAGCCAGUGCUGAUACCAGUGUGGUCUACUCGCAGAAGAGCUUUUUGCCCAAAUCGGUUGCUUUCAACUUCACUACUGAAGUGUUUGGAAAUUCGUUCAACGUUUUUGAGGUUGAAGGUCGCCAGGACAACUUGGACCGCGUGGUUGAACACUACUUCGGCCCUAAAGGUUUCUUCCGCGGAAUGGAUCUCCAAACUGCUUUCAAUACUCUGGUCGAACAAUACGGAAAGCUAUCCGAGAAGGCUCAAAGUCGCUUCCGUCGUGGACUCAAGGAAGAUGUUAGAGCUUUUGCCAAGGGUGUGAACAUGCGCAACGAUGCCCUGGAAGAUUUCAACCUAGACGUAUCAGUCAAGUUCUUCGGAUCUGAACUAUUCUUCUUAAGCUCUGGUGAACAUGUACCAAGCACACCAGAAGAAUUCCUGGAGAAGAUGCUGGAGUGCUUCGACAAGUUCUUGGAAGGUGCUAAGAAGUACGAUCGUGUAUUUGAACACCAUGCCUUGUUCUUGGACUCAGACCUGGUAUACCCAACUGCAGCGGGUCUGCCUCUGACAUUGUCCUACGAGGGAACCGGUGUUGCUCGUUUGGAAGCAAGUGUGGAAGUCGAUGUCAAGGAUAUUGUCAAGGACUACAAGAAUACCAAGUUCAACGUUAAGCUGGUUCCAAGCGGAAGCUACGAAGUGACUGGAACACUCAGCGUCGAUGCCUUCACCGUAACCACUGGUCUUCAGCUAACGGGUACUGUUCACUCAUCUACUGGAAGCGCUGUCAACUUCGCUUUGCUCGAUGGCGGAAAGUCGUACGAAAUGACGGUGGACUCCCUGUUGAAGAAGCAGGAACUGUUCAGCUUCAACAGCAAGCUUGUGUUUGUGACUCGUGAGCGUGGCAAUCAGCUGAUCUCUCUGCCUCUGAAGAUGAAUCAACAGGUCAAGGAGUUCAAGGAAUGCUUUGACAAUCUGUACCAUGUCAUCGGUGUUACCCUGUGUGCUUCCGCUGGACAGAAGCAGGUACCUGGAAAGUCUUUGGUUCCUUUGGAUGGAGAAUACCACGCUGAAUUGUACCUUGAAGUUGAUCCCAAGUACCACUUCACUGGAAAGUACGAUGAUUCGGACAAGCAACAUCAGAGCUUGCUGUUGACCUUCGAUACUCCUGGGUCUGAUAAGAAGCGUGCCACAAGCCUUAAACUGGAGAGUUACUUCAAGGGCGAUGCCUACGUGAAGGCCACUCUACUGUCACCACUGAGAAACGUUGACCUGACCGUUGGACUUAACAACAACGACAAGGAAGCAUCACUGUAUGCUUUGGCUCACAACGGACCUGAGGAAUACCUGGCCAAGAUCGGAUUCGAAAAGGGUGGAUCUCCCGCGCGCCAGGAAUACGUACCAAUCUUCACCGUGAGAUCUCCAACUGGUGAUGCUCAAGUCUCGAAACUUGUUCAAACUACUGGCAAAAUUGUCGUGGAGAAGGCCGAUGGUGGUGCUACCAAGUACAACCUCGAGAAUGUCGAAUGGGUCAGCCCGUACGCUCCCAAGACCACUGUCAACGGAUUCGUCCUCCAAAAUGGACCAAGCUUUGAUACUGAUCUGGCUGUCGUGGUCGGUUCCAGCAAGAACAACGUUAAGGGACACCUGGACUUCAGCCCUAAGCACGUCAACUUUGACCUCGAAAAGAAGACUGAUGGCGAUGCGGAUAAGAACUUCAAGGUGAACAUGGCUCUUGCCUACACGGAAAAUUCGUUCAAGAACGUCUUCGUCUUUUUGUCCGGAAAGGACUUCACUCACCCGACUCAUCGCUAUGAACUGAGUCAAAAUGCUGAGUUUGAAUUCGAAGAUAAGAAACUGCAGUCGCUGAAGAUGGACAACAAGUUGCAGCUACCCAAGCAGAUGGUUCGAUUUGAUUUUGCCACCAGCAAGAACCAGUUCAAGGUAGAUGGAGAGUACGGAUACGACAAGUACAAGGUCGCCGCUAAUGUUGAUGCCAAGUACAACGAAAAGACUGCCGGUGAUUACGACUGGACCGUUGGAGGAUCGCUCAACAAGCACUUCUUCAAGUUCGUGUCGAAGCGUACGUUGGACUCGACCAAGAGCCGAUUCCAGAACCAACUGACGGCCAGCACCGGUACCAAGAUUCAGGUCAACGGCGUCGCCACCAACAAGUUCAGCGAUCAGGAUGGUGAACUCAAUCUGGAGGGUUUGUUCGUUGCAGUCGAUAAAGCUGAUCCCUACAAGCUCAACCUGGUUCUCCAACUGAGCCCAUCCACUGUGCUGUCCAACGCUAAGGUUCUAGUUGGAAAGGAUGAAUUCGCCACGUACGAUCUUAAGCUUGACCGUACCGAAAAUGCCAAUGGAAAAUUGAACUUUGUUGUCAAGGACUUCUUUGACGGACACGGUGAAUUCAAGGCCAACAAGGGUCAAGGUGACGGAACGGCUCUGGUGAACUUCCUGAAGCAGGAUCGCAAACUCAAGCUGGAUACCAAGUUCAAGGUCAACGCUCCGGUGUUUGAUGUUGUCACGGACUUCUACUAUGACUUCGAGAAGGACAACACCAAGAAGGUGCAUUUCGAUACCAAGAACAAGGUCACCAAGAGCAGCUUCGACAGCAAGAAUAAGUUGGAGGUGUUCUCCGAAAAAUACGAGUUCAACGUUCAGGGACAACAAAACGGACCAGUUAACGACGGAUCGACCAACGGAAAGUUCUCCCUGACUCUGCCCACUGGACGACAGCUCUCCGGAGAUUUCAAGCGUGAAAUGAGCAGCAAGGAUGACAAGAAGGUUACCGGCAGUGUUACUGCUAACUUCGCUGAUAAACUGCCAGGAGGCAAGCAGCAGACUGUUUCGUUGACCGGAACUCUCAAGGAUGGUGAUUUCAAGGCCAAAUUCUUCGAUAUGGUGCACAAUCUCAAAUACACAAACCUUGACGGAAAGGAAUUGGAUGUUCAGUUCGAUACCAAGCAUCUGCCAGUCGGUCACUUCAAGAACGCUGCUUUCCAUGUGAAGGUCCAAGGUUCUCUCGUUCCUGAAUCUGGAGAGUUCAACUUCGACCUGGAUGAAUAUUGUGAAAACCACGCUGUCUACCGAGUAGGUGGAAAGUAUGGAGGUGACUUCGAUGGUACUGUUAGCGGAAACUACCAUGUCGGAAAGCCUGGAAAGCCGCAUACUCAUGAAGUGAAGGCAACCUUGAAUGUUCCACAGGCUCCAGUCAAGAGCGUAUCUGUUGAAUCUAAGGGUAGCUAUCUGGAACCGGAAAGCGAUGCUGGACUCUUCGAGUUUGAAUAUUCUGGAACAUUCGGCUAUGACGGUAAGAAGGUUGAACUGGCUACCACUGCCAAGGGUAACGUAAAUCAUGGAACUGGCAGCGUCAAGUUGAGCCUCCCCGAUGCUGAUCCUUUCGCUGCUGAUGCCUCGUACAACUAUGAAGGCAAGGAAGAUGGGCCAAUUUCGACCAAGGGAUCGCUCAAGGUCAGCUAUGGCAAGGGAAAAACUUUCGAGUUCGCUGGUGACGCCAAGGCUGUUGGAGCUGAUGACGUAACGCUCCAUGCCACGCUCAAGUCAGAGUUCGACAAGGUAAAGAACGUUGAACUUGCCUUCAAGCACGUCAAAUCUGGAGAGAAUGGAUACCACACUAAGUUGAACUUGGUUGCUGACGGAAAGGCUUACAGCGUAGAUAACGCCGUUGUUCUCUCUGAAACUUCCCCGUCCGUCGAUUUCUCCCUCGGAUACCCAGACAAGACCGUGAAGGUGUACGGUGGAUACAAGCUGCUGAGCGAUCGUGCCUUCAAGGCUGAUGCUAAGGUAGAGAACUUCGGAGAUUUCAACUUGGACGCCAACGUUGAAGCUAACUUCCAGAGCUACGAAGCCUUCUAUGCCAAAUUGUACCUGGAUGCUCCGAAAUUGGAUGCCAAGAAGAUCACAGUCGAGGUCAACUCCAAGCCUGGAAACAGCGGAAAGGGUGUCGAAUUCAAGGCUUCAUCUGAUGGAAAGAAUGUUCUGAGUGGAUUCGCCGACUAUUCCGUCAAGGAGCAGGGCAAGAGCACCGUGAUUGAAGGCCAAGGAAACGUCAAGCUAUACGACAAACAGCAAACUGCAUCGUUCAAGCUGGUUCGUGAGAAGCUGCAAGAAGCUGGAUAUGCUUUCACUCUGUCCGGAUCCGUAGGCAAGAACAGCGUCUCGACGGAAGUUCGUGUCAAGCCAAAUGACUUCAAGCUGAAGCACACCAUCUGUGACGAAAAGAAGAAGUGCACCAAUGUUGAAGUCCAGUCCAAGUUGGAGCGCGUUGGAGAGAAGUUCAACCACGAAGCUCUGGUUUCGGUUGACCUGCAACAGCUCGGAUACGUGUAUGAGUUUGGACUGAACUCCAAGACUAGCGGCAACGGAUUUACUUUGGAUCACACUACCGAUGUGGAGUUGAAGGAGAAGCAACAGCCUAAGUACCAGUACCACCUGUACCUUCACCCGCACAGCGCUGGAGCUAGUUUGGUUCUGCCAACUCGUUCCCUUGCCGUUGAGGGAGUGUUCAACUAUCCGAAGGACAAAUUUGGCAAAUAUGACAGCACUGUAUCAUUCUAUCUGGAUAAGAAGAACGCCCCAUCGAACAAGGCCACUUUUGGAUUCACAGGAGAAACCAAACUGGUUGGAUCAGCUGGAGUCAGUGGAAGUGGUUCGCUCAAAUUCUCGCACCCAACCGUCAAGGAUCUGGUAGUAAGCGCAUCUGGCCUCGUAGACGCCGAGACACAGACUGUCGAUGGAAAGGUCGAACUGGAUGUCUUCAAAAAUGCCAACGAUAAGAUUGUUGCCCAUGCCAAGUACGUCAACAGCGACACGAGCUUCAAGGGUUACAACGUCAGCUCGGAGGUGACUGUAUACAGCAAGGGUCUUGGAUUCAACUGCGGCUUUAAUGGACACUCUGCUCUGUCGUUUGCUACUAAGCAAUUGAGUACAGCUGGAUUUGUCGAUCUGCCAUUCGAAGAUUUCCGCUUCGGUACAUACCUGUUCGCCAGCCCCGAAGAAUUUGAUUUCUUGCUCAAGAGAUUCAACGAUGAGUUGGUCCGUGCCCAUGGUACCUAUGAUGUCAAGAAGCACAAGGCUGAUCUCACCUCCACCUUCAAAUUCGUGCCAACUCGUCCAGUCGUGCUGCAGACCACUGUAAACGGUCUCUCGUCUGCCAAGUUCUCGCUGACUCAGGACAAAUUCUUCCUUGUCGAUGGCACAUUCACCGUCGAUAAGACCGCUACUUUGAAGGUUCUUGGUAACGACAAGGAGCUGCUGAACGCGAAGGUCGCAUUGGACGCAACACAUUUCCUAACCACUGAAUACAAGGUUAGCGAAGACAACGCCAAGAGCUUCCUGCAAGCCUUCAACAAGCAACUGCAAGCCGAUCUUGAGACUUCCAAGGCUGAAUUCGAGAAGAAGUACACUAAACUGACUGCUGAUGUCAACAAGGUUGUUAACAAUGUUGUCAUGGCGCUGCCUGAUUUCAGCAAAUUCCAAGCUGAUUACACUGAACAGUUCAAGAAGUUGCAGGAUGAGCUGCUGCAGGACCCAACCAUCAAACAGUUCUUCGAAUUCGUUACGAAAGUCUUUGCCGCUGUCAAUGAAGUCGUUGCCCAACUGACUCAAGUUUACGCCGAAAACUUCAAGAAGGUCUCUGCCGUUGUGACCGACGUCGUUGGAAAGCUAUCGGAAACAUUCAACACCAAGAUGCUUCCAGUUCUUAAGGAGCUUUAUGGAAAGGCCGAAUCGCUUGUUUACGGCAUCUACGAAGAAACUGUGAAACUGGUUGUGGCAGUUUUUGAACGUACCGUCAAGUCUCUGAAGGCCUUUGAGGAAGACUUCAACAAGGUCGCCAAGAACGUUUCCGAGCUGUUCAAAAACUUUGCUCAAACCUUCAACAAGGCUAUUGCAACACUCGAUAAGGAGUUCCGAGAACUGUACAAACUGGUUCAAGAAUACUUCGACUCGUUCGAUGAAUUCAAGGUUCUUAAGGAAACCUUCCAGGAGUACUUCGAAGGUGCUGACAAAUAUGCCUUCCAACUGUUGAAGGAACUGCUUACUCUUAUUGAAGACUUGUACCCAGUGCCGGAGAUUAAGACUUUCACAUCUUCCGUUAACCAGUACGUUACCAGCAAGCUGGAAAACAAGAAGGUCAAUGAUGUUGAAGAGCUCAAGAACAUUUUCGUACAUUUUGUCAAGGCUGUGUCCAUGCUGUUCGAUCGACUAUCAACCACGUUGUCUACGACUCUGGAGGAACCAGGAUUUGCCGGUGGACUGCCAUCUUUCAUGACCUUCAAGGUCUUCCCGUACGUCAGCAGUGUGAAGUUCAGUCCAUUCAACUACCUCCGCAACGAGAAAUUCUACUCGCUCCGUGACUUCCUGUACCAAUUCCGCCCAUACGCCUGGAAUCCAUUCGCCGUUGUUCCUCCGUUCACUAUGCAUGGAGAAGUUGCCGAUGGCAGUCAUUUCUUCACCUUCGAUGGACAACACUACACCUUCCCAGGAAGCUGUCAAUACGUUCUCGCUUCGGACUUUGUUGAUGGAAACUUCAGCAUCGUAGCAAACAUCCAGGACGGCAAACUGAAGUCGAUUUCUCUGGUUGAUAAGGAUGUUGUUGAACUGAACGAUCAGGGAGUUGUCACAUUGAAUGGAAAGGCCACCGAUAUGCCGCUGCACAAGAAUGAUGUCCAUGUCUGGAGACGUUACUAUACUGUCAACCUGCUGACCACCUAUGGAGCUAGUGUGAUGUGUACAACCGAUCUGAAGGUGUGCCACUUCACCGUUUCUGGAUUCUAUCUAGGAAAGGUUCGUGGUCUGCUGGGUAAUGGAAACAACGAACCCUAUGAUGAUUUCGCUUUGCCGAAUGGAAAGAUCGCCGAAAGCUCUACUGAUUUCGCCAACACCUACAAGGUCACCAAGUCUUGUGCUGCCGUUGCUGAUCCAGGACAUACCAAGCAUGAACACAGCAGCCCAGUUUGCGCUAAGCUGUUUGGCUCAGACAGCUCGAUGAGAUACUGCUACUUCUUCAAGGACCAGACUAACUACCGCGAAGCUUGUGAACAUGCCGUCCAUGGUGCAGCCAAUGCUGAGGAAGCCGGUUGCUCCAUCGCUUUCGCUUAUGCUUCGGCCUGUCGCUUGGAAAUGAUCCCGGUGAGCGUACCAUCUCAGUGCCAGAAGUGCUCCGUUAGCGGCAAACCAGUUGAAGUUGGCGAUCAGUUCAGCGUGAAGUCACCGCAGAAGCAAGCUGAUGUUGUAUUCGUUGUGGAUACCUCCAUGGGUGCACUGCUUGGUGAACUGGUUCAGGCUACGAUCAACGAUCUGCGUAAGGAACUGAAGGCUAACGGCCUUACUGAUGUGAAAGUGGUUGUCCUCGGCUUCAAUAGGAACCAGAAAUACGUUAGCUUGUUCACCAGCGGCGGAAAACUGGACUACACCGGUAAGCUGGGACAGGCUGACCUCAGUGGACCGGAGAACUGCAAACCAUUGGUAACUGGAAACAAGAACGUCGAUGAGUUCUUCAAGGUGCUUCACGACCUGCAGGAGAAGGCCGCCGAAGAUUUGGGAGUUACCCCGGAUGCCCGCGCGUUCCUUGAUGCUCUGCAGUAUCCAUUCCGAGCCACGGCUAGUAAGCACAUCGUUCUGGUACAUUCGGACGAUACGGAGAAGAUGCCUAACCCGGCUCGUGCCGUUAAGUCCAUUUUGGCCACUCUGGAUCUGAAGGUUAAGGGCGUCGGACUGCACGUUGUAACGCCAGUGAAGAACUUGGGUAUCACCAGCAGCAAGGACUCCAAGAAGGUUAAGGAGCUUGUCGGUUUCAACGCCAAGCAAGCAUUCACUCUGGCUGACAGCAAGAAACGUACCAACAUCGGAUCAACUGAGCUGAAGAACACCUUGAAGUACGACUCGGACAUGCUGGUCGAUAUGGUCAACAAGAACGACGGAUUCGUGUUCGUACUGCAGAACUUCAGCGGACUGAAGCAAGCCAAGGACAAGAAGUCGUUCGUGUCGGUCAUGGCUUCGGCCCUCGGAGAACACAUCGCACGAACGGAAGUCAGCAGCGAUUGCGUGUGCAAGCUACGGAAUGGCCUGCAUGCGGAGGAAUCCUGCGAGGCUAAGGAAACUAGGUACCUGCCACCAUCGAAGAAAACCGGUGCCAAGGGAUAAUCUGCACAACCACCAGCAGACAAAAGGGGAGAGAUGACUUCCAGCCAUAUUUAUUAUCUUCGCCUAGCACUAGAACUGUAUCAUCCCGAAUGCCAUUUUAGCGGUACCAUCCUAGGGAAACGAUAAUCUGUAUUGUAGUACUUCAGAACAGAAAAAAAGACGAAAUAAACGAAUGAUGUUUUUGUAUUAAUAGAUGAAAAA